UCACAAAUAUAGACUACCUGUGUACAGAAUCUUUCCAGUUUAGUCGGCGGCAUUUCUAACGAACAGGAACUACUUCACAAAAGUACCUUCGUAGACGUUGCACCAUGCCAUUCGUUCCCGUUGAAACUCCAAAAUGCCCCGCAUGCGGCAAAUCCGUGUAUGCUGCUGAAGAACGUGUAGCCGGUGGCUACAAAUUCCACAAAACCUGUUUCAAAUGCAGCAUGUGCAACAAGGCGUUGGACUCUACAAACUGCACAGAACACGAAAAGGAACUGUUUUGUAAAAACUGCCACGGACGGAAAUACGGUCCCAAAGGUUACGGUUUCGGCGGUGGUGCUGGCUGUCUGUCCACGGACACUGGCGCUCAUUUGAACAGAGAAUUUGUUACACCAAAAGUUCCCCCGAAAGCACCUGAUGGGAAAGGUUGCCCAAGGUGUGGUAUUUAUGUAUAUGCAGCAGAACAAAUGCUGGCGCGAGGGAAGGGCUAUCAUCGAAGGUGUUUUAAGUGCACUCAGUGUAACAAAACUUUAGAUUCUACUCUUCAUUGUGAUGGACCUGACAAGGACAUUUAUUGUCGAGGUUGUUAUGCCCAGAAAUUUGGUGCUAGGGGAUACGGUCAUAUCGGUAUAUCAUCUUUAGGCUUAAUGUCCGACAUUAAAGAUUCUGAGCGGCAGAGUGAUAUGGCUCCAAAAACAGCUGCCAUAAAUGUGGACCAAAUCAAGGCACCAAUAGGUGAAGGUUGCCCCCGAUGUGGGGGCGUGGUUUUUGCAGCUGAGCAAGUUUUGUCAAAGGGACGUGAAUGGCAUAGAAAAUGUUUUAAGUGCCGUGAUUGUACCAAAACAUUGGAUUCAAUAAUUGCAUGCGAUGGGCCGGAUAAUGAAGUAUAUUGCAAGACCUGCUAUGGGAAAAAAUGGGGACCACAUGGCUAUGGAUUUGCGUGUGGAUCAAGCUUUUUACAAACCGACGGUCUAAAUGAAGACGAUAUCGCAGCCCAAAGACCGUUUGUCUGCCCUGAUACAACAUCCAUUAAGGCUCCAUCAGGGGAGGGAUGUCCACGCUGCGGUGGAGCCGUAUUUGCUGCGGAGUUACAGCUGUCCAAAGGAAAGAUGUGGCACAGGGUGUGCUUUAACUGUGCCCGGUGCCACCGGCCGUUAGAUUCAGUUCUUGCUUGUGAUGGUCCUGAUGAUAAUAUUUACUGCAAACUUUGCUACGCAAAGCUCUAUGGGCCUAAAGGAUUUGGAUAUGGGCACACACCAACAUUGGUUUCUACGAACUAUGACUCCUCCAUUAUCAACUGGAUCUCGAAGGCACCAUGCGGGUUGCGCUCUACGGAUGGAUGUCCUCGUUGUGGUUUCGCUGUUUAUGCAGCCGAGCAAAUGAAGAGCAAGAAUAAUGUUUGGCAUAAGCUGUGCUUCUACUGUUCGGAGUGCAGAAAAUAUCUGGAUUCUACUAACCUAAACGAUGGCCCUGAUGGCACCAUUUACUGUCGUUCGUGUUAUGGAAAAUAUUUUGGUCCAAAAGGCGUUGGCUAUGGCAUUGGUGCUGGAACGUUAACAAUGGCUUAGUUAAAAGAAACUUUUCACCAAAAAUAUAAUCGUAACACUCGUGAACCUUAUCCAAUUUCGACAAAAAAAACCGCUAUUAUGCAAAACUAUUAGUCUAUUUUAAAUAUUUGCUGGUCUAUCGCUUAAGGUUUGCUUAUAUAUUAUUAUCAUAAUUUAUAUGCAUAGGUAGCCUAAUAAUACAUGAGAUCGAUUGUUUAUAGUUUCUAAGCUUGUUUAUGGCUUGCAUAGUAAUAACUUGUAAAAAUAACAAUAAACAUAGAAAAAAAUGAUAUUGUAAAUUUCAAUUUAA
Messenger RNA from Scaptodrosophila lebanonensis, 1854 nucleotides. RefSeq names its product muscle LIM protein Mlp84B (gene Mlp60A). The record is from RefSeq and is a predicted model, not a curated record. Bases 105 to 1565 code for a protein of 486 amino acids. Gene Ontology annotation, biological process: muscle tissue development; sarcomere organization. Gene Ontology annotation, molecular function: actinin binding; structural constituent of muscle. Gene Ontology annotation, cellular component: nucleus; cytoplasm; Z disc. The transcript is spliced from 9 exons. NCBI's taxonomy places the organism in Eukaryota, Metazoa, Arthropoda, Insecta, Diptera, Drosophilidae.